AUAAUAAUGGGUUACUAUGUCGGCACCGGCACCGGCGUAUUGGGAACUGUAUGUCUCUUAGCGACAAUAUCAGCACUAUUACAUAAUACCAGUGCAAUGAGGGUUAUACGACCGCCCAUUGAAUCGUCGACAACACCCGAACCKCCGAUGGACAGAGAAAACGGUAUCUACACUGUAGUCGGWCCRUCAAAAUUGAGGCCCGACAGCGACUAUCACGUAGCCGUUACGGGCACUGGCCUUAAACAGCCGACCGUAAUGACCGUACGAGUGGGCGACCAGAGUGGCCAACAUUCGCUUAGCAAACAACUGGAGCUACCCGUAGCCGAUUCGGCACAGAAUCUCCAGUUGCCAAUACCUGCCGAUUGGCCAGAAUCGGGUAAUUAUACCUUGAAUGUAGAGGCCAGUCACGGUGGUGUAGGUAGUGGUGAYGGUAGCAAACAGUAUCGGCAAAACAAAUCGCUAGAGUUUCAACAGAAAUCCCGAUCGGUAUUCAUUCAAACGGAUAAAGCGAUGUACAAACCGGGACAGUUGGUCCAGUUUAGGGUUAUUGUWGUCGAUCCCCGGCUCAGGCCUACAGUGAAUACCAGUGUCGAUAUCUAUAUUAAGGACUCGAAAGGCAAUCGUAUAAAACAAUGGCUAAAAUCWCAACCGACUACCGGCUUGAUUAGCGGCUACGAUCUACAACUAUCCGAACAGCCGAUGCUCGGCGAUUGGACAAUAGUGGCCGAAYUGGCUGGUGGUAGUGGUGGCCAACGUUUUCAAAAAACAUUUACCGUAGCCGAGUAUGUAUUGCCGACGUUUGACGUUACCGUACAGUUGCCGCCGUAUGCAACGUAUAAAAAAUCGGAUAUAUUGGCCACUGUUMRGGCYAUCUAUACGUACGGUCGUCCGGUCAAAGGUGAGGCUACGUUGACUGUCCAACGUAAGGAUCAACACUACUAUUACUAUGGCGGCGGCGGUGAUAGUGGACGUCAGGAACAGCCUAAAUAUCAGACAAAAGUCAAACUAGGAUCGGGAGGUACGGCCGGAUCGGUGGACAUACCGGUGAAUAUUGUACGCGAUUUGCAAAUCGAUGCAAACAAUCAAAACUAUGAACAAGAGAUUGAAUUCCGGGCCGAAGUUGAGGACGAACUAAGCGGACGGCGCUAUAAUCGGACGGCUGUGUUGAAAGUCUAUACCAACGAUGUUAAGGUUGAUUUGGUUAAGACAUCCCAGACGUUCAAACCGGGCCUUAACUAUACGGCCUAUUUGCGUGUUGCCUAUCGUGACGAUACACCCGUCGAGGAUAACCCCCUGCAGCCACUGAUAUUCAAAUACCGUUUYUCGUACGAUGAAUGGGAAGUCCAUCAACAGGAGCUACCCGUCCUGAAAGGUGUAGCCAUUAUCGAUCUGAUACCUCCACCGGAUAAAGACAUAUUCCGAAUGCACGCCGAAUACAGAGGACAGUCGUAUAAUUUGGAGGAUAUCCGGGCCUCGAAAUCACCGUCGAAUAGCUAUCUGCAAGUCCAACAAAAACAGUCUACCGGUGCCAAACAGGUUCAGCCGAAAGUUGGCGAUGACCUAACAUUUGUAGUUAACAGUACCGAACCAUUGGACCCGUCAGUAUCGUUGGUCUAUCAGAUUAUGGGCAGAGGAGAUAUAUUGGCCACCAAUACCGUACCUGUAGUGGCAGCCAAUCAACGAUCGGUAGAAUUUUCGGUAAAAACUACAAGUAAAAUGUCACCGAAUGCCCGAUUGAUUGUCUAUUAUAUACGACCGGCCAAUUCGGAACUGGUAGCCGAUGCCCUGAAUUUCAAUGUUGACGGUGUAUUUGAAACACCUGUUUCAGUGUCAACUGAUGUCCAGACUACCAAACCGGGAGCUCAGGUCCAGAUUCGGGUGGACAGUAAACCACGGGCCGUAGUCGGUGUACUCGGUGUCGACCAAUCGGUAAUGCUAUUGAAAUCGGGUUUCGAUGUUAGCCGCGAUGAUGUUAUCGCCGAAUUGAAAUCAUACGAUACUAUUCAACAACAAUCGUCGGGUUCGGGUGGUUCGGGUGGCGGUCGCUGGUCAUACUGGAGACCCGGUUCGACCACUACGGGCGAAAUGUUUGACGACUCGGGAGUGGUUGUACUGACCAAUGGACACAUUCAUCGGCCGGAGCCGAUGUUUGAAAAUAACAUUGCAUUUGCUGCCGAGGAAGCCUAUCAAAAUGUUGACAAAAUGGCUGCCGAUAGCUAUGAUGAUAAUGAUGAUACAGGUGCUCAUUCAGCACCAUCAUCAUCAUCAUCAUCACAUACCGGUGCUCAGGUCCAGCCAAAAUUGCGUAAAAAUUUUCCCGAAACUUGGCUAUGGACUACUGUCAAUGUCAUUGGUAACGGUACGGCCGUUAUCAACAGUGCCAUACCCGACACCAUUACCUCAUGGUUUAUCAGUGCAUUUGCCAUCGAUGAUGAUACUGGUCUGGGUAUAGCUGCCAACAGUGCUAAGGUAACCGUUUUUCGGCCAUUUUUCAUACAACUAUCGCUGCCCUACAGUAUCAUACGGGGCGAGACUGUUGCCCUUCAGGCACAGGUAUUCAACUACCAGAGCAAACCAAUGCAAGCCGUGAUUACAAUGGAUAACCAGAAACAGGAGUUCCGAUUUACCGAUGCACCCAAUGAAGUGUCGGCCACCGAUAAUACAACCAAAUCCCAGUCGCUGACCAUACCGGCCAACGAUGGCGUAGCCGUCAAGUUUGUCAUUACGCCCACCCGAGUCGGCUAUAUAGACAUCAAACUGACUGCCACAUCGGAUACAGCCGGCGAUGCUAUUGUCAAGAAAUUGCUGGUCAAACCCGAAGGCCAGACUCAAUACUUUAAUAAAGCCGUAUUGGUUGACCUCCGCAACAAUGCCAGUGCCGGCAGUGCCACACCUGAGAAGCGUCUAUUCAAACGUAGCCUAGCGUUGACUGUACCCGAAGAUGCUGUCACCGAUUCGGCCAAAGUGUCGGUGUCGGCCACCGGCGAUAUUAUGGGACCGACGGUCAACAAUUUGGACGAUUUGCUGCGUAUGCCAUACGGUUGUGGCGAACAAAAUAUGCUUAACUUUGUACCCAACAUUGUCGUACUGGACUACCUGACCAAAGCUGGCCUAUUAACCGAUGCAAUUAAAUCUAAAGCCCUGAAACAUAUUGAAUCGGGUUAUCAACGGGAGCUGACCUACAAACGUGAUGACGGGUCGUAUUCGGCAUUCGGCAAAUCGGACAGCGCUGGUAGCACUUGGUUGACUGCAUUUGUUAUCAAAUCAUUUUUGCAGGCCCGCGGAAAGGUCGAAAUGGACAACCAAUCAAUUAAACAAUCAAUUGAUUGGCUAUUGAGACAACAAUUACCGGACGGAUCGUUCAACGAAACGGGUGUUGUCCUACAUAAGGAUAUGAAGGGCGGAUCGGCUGAAUCAUCGCCCGUAUUGUCAGCCUAUGUAUUGAUUGCUAUACUACACGACSAGUCGGCCGAUCARUCUSAAGCUACGGGAGUCGGUUACSAGAAAACUGUCCAACUAUUGGCCCGUGAAGUUCAGUCAUCGGAUAAUCCAUACGAUGUAGCGUUGAUGACCUAUGCCYUGCAUUUGGCCAACAGUACCCAUAAAGACCAGGCUUUCGGUCGGUUGACUAGUUURGCCCAAAAGUCACCCGACUAUAUGUGGUGGCAGGAGUCGGCUAAAAGUUCAAACACUACCGGUGCUGAUGACCAGAAAAAAUCGGCACAUUUUUCGCUACCCAAGUCCUAUGACGUUGAGAUGACUAGCUAUGCCCUAUUGGUUUUGGUGGCCAGGGAUGACAUUGAAUCGGCUGUACCCGUACUCCGAUGGUUGAUAUCCAAACAAAAUGCCCAGGGUGGUUUUGCCUCUACCCAGGAUACGGUUAUCGGUAUUCAAGCACUGGGAGCACUGGCCAGUCGGGUAGCAUCCGAUGGCAAGACAUCGAUGCAAUUGAAGUAUCAGUUUGGCAACGAUGGCGGAGAAGCCCGCGAUAUGGCUAUCGAUGCCCAAAAUGCUAUUGUUUUGCAACGUCUAGACCUGCCGUCCAGUGUCCGAUCGGUUGAUAUCAGUGCCGAAGGUCAGGGUUCGGCAAUUGUCCAGUUGUCCUAUCAGUACAAUUUGGCCACUGCUUCGGAAUCUCCAGCAUUUGCUCUAACGGCCAAAUUGGACAACAAAUCUACCGAUAAUUUCCUCUAUAUUAAUGUCUGCACACAUUAUUUGGACGGAUUGGCCACUAAUAUGGCUGUAAUUGAUGCCGAACUGCCGUCGGGUUUUGUGGCCGAUUUGGAAAAGUUGGACGAUAUUCGCAAAGUGGACAGUCGUGUCAAACGUGUCGAAACCCAGAAGGGCGACACACAAGUCAUACUGUAUUUUGAUAAAAUUACAGCCGAUGAAAUUUGCGUACAACUACCGGCACAACGCACCCACCGUAUAGCCAAUCCAAAGCCCGUACCCGUACAGGUCUACGACUAUUAUAAUCGUCAAAAGGCCGCUAGAGUUGUGUUUGAACCGAAACCGGUGGCCAUUAAUAAUUUGAUUGACUUGUAGUUUAUUAUUAUUAUUAUUAUUAUUAUAUAAUCACAUAAUUAAUAAAAAUUAUUAUUAAUAUUAUAAUUACAU
This is a messenger RNA of Oppia nitens, 4617 nucleotides long. RefSeq names its product CD109 antigen-like. Gene Ontology annotation, molecular function: endopeptidase inhibitor activity. NCBI's taxonomy places the organism in Eukaryota, Metazoa, Arthropoda, Arachnida, Sarcoptiformes, Oppiidae. The record is from RefSeq and is a predicted model, not a curated record. Gene Ontology annotation, cellular component: extracellular region.